Messenger RNA from Anopheles coustani, 6796 nucleotides. RefSeq lists its product as uncharacterized. Gene Ontology annotation, biological process: cell morphogenesis; multicellular organism development; adherens junction organization. The transcript has 10 exons. The coding region runs from base 1 to 6642 and encodes 2213 amino acids. The record is from RefSeq and is a predicted model, not a curated record. Gene Ontology annotation, molecular function: cadherin binding; calcium ion binding. Gene Ontology annotation, cellular component: catenin complex; plasma membrane; adherens junction. Lineage: Eukaryota; Metazoa; Arthropoda; Insecta; Diptera; Culicidae.
AUGAAUGAGUCUGAUUCUUUCCGCAAGGGAUUCAUGACUGAAUUACAAGUCGUAACUGUAAAGAUCGUGAAGAAGAUGUACGAGUUCCGGGAGACGACCUACAUUAACUUAAAGGUCGCAUGUGACACCGUAGCACUAGUAAAAUAUACUCCUCGAACUGGCCACCAGACACCGUCAGCUGGACAACAAAGGAGCGAAAGCGCCCCCCGGCCUGACGAACACUGUAGUUCGCCAACGCUAUCCUUCGCCGGUCAAUUCGACAUCGGACCGGAGAUAUCGACCACCGUCGGGGCCAACUACAAGCUUGCCGAGCAUGACGUGACCAACGUGCGGUCCGUGAGCGUCCGCCCAACCGACACCGGCCUGCCGGUGUACAUCGUGGCAAGGCUGGAGAACAACAAGCUGACGCUGACGACCAGCGACCAGUUCGCCAACUUCGAGAAGCUGGACGAAAAGCUGGUGUUUUUCAACGUGGUCGUCUUCAACUGCCAGUCCGGCACGGUGCGCGAAAUGACCUACCGGCAGAAUAUCUUGGAGGAGAACAACUACGACCCACUGUUCAGCCGGGAGGUGUACGAUAUUAAAGUGCCGCUGCCGUUACCGAGAGACUUCAAUCUAAUCCAGUUUGUGGACGAUGGCAAAGGAAUAGUAGCGAACGAUUACGAUAUUACGAAGAACACGGUAACAUUUUCCAUCGAUGAAAACGACUACUUUACCGUGAGUUCGUCCCGUGGAUCUUCCCGCACGGAGUUCAUUGGGAACCUUAUAACGAAACAGACGUUAACCAAAAUUCAGCCAAUUUCCCUGCAAAUCUAUGCUGAGGAUGAAUGGAACCCACCAAGAAAAUCCCAGGCGAGACUCACCAUAAGCGGCGACCCAGUGAUCGUAUACAUAACUCCCCCGGAGUUCGAACAAAGUCUGUACAAAAUAAGCUACAAACUCGGGAACACAUUCGAACCGAUUCGCGUGAACCUAGUGGCGGGGUCGUACGACACCACGGUACAGUAUCUGCUGUCCGGCGACGAUAGCACAUAUUUCACCGUCACCCCGACGGCUGAUCGUGGCAGCGCCACCCUAACCCUCCGAUCUGGGACACAAGUCGAUAAAACGAAAACGAUUCUUAGUGUCACGGUUUCGGCGACACGCACCGGUACGGAUAGUAUCGGUCGGACGGCUCUGGUGGUGGAUGUAGCAAGCGAUCUGGCAUUUGAACAGACGUUAUACACAGGUAGCAUCUCUACCGAGCGUGUCAUUUCCCUCGAUGCCGCCAUCAGACUAAUACCUUCCGCUGGCGUCGGUACUGUAACCGUCCAGUUGACCGGGGACGAUGCAAAGUAUUUUGCGGCAACGCUGACCAACAACCAGGUGUCCAUCACCCGAUCCGCACUGCUCACCGAUGCGGUAGUGAAAGAGAAAUAUUUCUUCCUAGUCGGCAUACAGGCGGAGAAAGCCUCCGUCGAUGUUGGGGAGACACUUUUGGUGCUAUCGGUUGCGAAAACGAACCUGCAGGUUCCACAGUUUGAGCAACCGGUGUACGAGGGUACCGUAACGGAAGCGGGAGUUGUGAGUGUGCCGACGGUAAAGAUUUCCUCCGACAGCCUGGUUAGCGGCCUAACCUUCAGCUACACAGGUGACGUGGACCUAUUCAGCAUUACCGCGAGCCCCACUACCGGUACGAUCAGUAUCGUUCCAAAUGGGAUCACACCUGAAAAGCUGGCGGAUAAAAGCUACCUACUGGUGACCGUUACCGGGAAGCUGGGAGACGUCGACGCAGCACACGCCGUAAUCGUUAUGAGGGUGGUUCGGGCAGCGAUCGUGCUGCCAAAGUUCUCCAAACCCUAUCUCGAGGGUCAGCUGUUGGAGAAAACGCUCGAACUGCGCGUACCGAACGUGGAGCUCGCGGUGACUUCAUUUUCCACCAGCACCGAAAUCAAGCUAACCGACGCACUAGGGUUUUUCGCCAUCCAGGAGUUCUUUCCGCCCAAUGUGUUCCAGGUGUUUCUGCGUGGAAAUGUGACGAGCGAAUCGUUGCGUGGAAUUGAUCGCAUUCCGCUGACGGUGGAGGCUAAAAAUCCCAACUCCGAAGCAGUCUACUGUGUCAUCACCGUCGAUGUUGUGCGGGUUACACCACCCGCCUUCGAACGGCUGAUCUACGAAGGAGUGAUCGACGAUUCGAAACUACUUGUCGAGUCGAUAACUGCGAAGCUCACGUCCGAAACGCUGGACGAAACGGUGCAGUACUCGUUGGACGGAACCGAUGCUGCGUACUUCUUGCUCGAUUCCACCACCACGGACGGUGUAUCGGUAAAGCUGCGAGCUGCCUUAACGGACAGUGAGUUCGAGAGUCGUGAUAUGUUUCAGUUUAGCCUGAAGGCAACAAAACAACUCGCCGCCAGCGAUGCGAUCGUACCCGUUGUCGUCUACAUUAAGCGACCACUGGUAAAAAUUCCAAAGUUUGAAAAACCUCUCUACAAAUCGCGGGUUAACAGCGAGCUGCAGCUGGUUCCAUUCGAAACGAUCGUGCUUGAGCCGGGUACGUACCUGAACACGGCAACCAUUUCGAUCCAAAAUAGCAACUCGGACCUAUUUGGGGUCACACUCCAGCAGCAGGGAGUAGUCACGAUCCGACUGCUCAAGGAACUGGACCAAGCAACGGUAAAUGGGCUCGAUCGUUUCGAGUUUAUACUGGAGUGUACUAAUCCAGCCAUGGCAUCCGGGUUCGCCACCAUCGUCAUCGACAUUGAUCGCGCCGUAGAUCCGGAGUUCACGCAGUUCUUCUACACCGGCGAGGUUCAACAGGGUGCCAAAGAGAUCGUAUUCGAUCGCAAUAUAAUGCUCAGGUCGGAAACGAUCAGCACCGGCACUACGUAUAACAUACAAGGGGUGGACAGUGCACUGGUUCGCUAUGUAGUAUCAUCGACCGAUCAAACCCUUGGGUUCUUCCUUCGAGACGAAGUGACCGUCGAGCAGCUAAAGACCCGAUCGGACCUUAGCUUCGCCGUGGUAGCCACCAACCCCAGGAGUAACAAGCCGGCCGUAACCUCAUGCUCGGUUAAAAUAAACCGCGAACCACAACCUUCCUUCACGCAAUCAUCGUUUCAGGGAAAAAUUGUCGAAGGGCAAACACUGGUGAACUUUGGUGAUGCACCGAUCGCUUGGGAACCGGACACGGUAACAGCUGCGACGAUCUUCACGAUCGUAUCCAGCUCACCGGCCGAUUUUUUCGAGGUUGCAGUGACGGAAGACCUCAGAACGGCCACAGUCCGGUUGCGAUCGGAAGUUCGAUGGGAUCAGGUUCGGUCACACCUGUACUUCAAACUCGUCCUACAGGCGGUCACACCCGGUGCACAAGCGGCUGAGUGUACGCUGUUGGUGGAGGUAGAAAACCAACCCACCAUUACGCCGGCCUUUACGAAAUCGAUCUACCGCGGAUCGCUUCAGCAGGGCACCAAGGAGGUGAUCUUUUCGGCCGCGGAAACGAUUACCGUCAAAGCGGACACUAUGAUGGAGACGUUUCAGUACGUGACCUCCUCCGAGGAUGACGCAGCGCUGUUUGAUGUGGCGCUGGUCGAUGGAAACAAGCUGAAGGUAUCGCUGAAAGAAGCCGUAGAUGCGUCGAGCAUCGAGGGGCGCGAUCUUCUAAGCUUCAACAUCAACAUCAACAACCAGUACAGUGCCGUCGACACGGCGACGGUAGUGAUCACCAUAAAGCUGGAUGAUAUCAUCAGUCCGACCUUCGGUAAGCUGCUGUACUCGGGCGCUAUCACCGAGGGCACCCAGGAGCUUCGGCUCGAAGAGACAAUCCAGCUGAGUGUGGGUACAUACACUGACAAUACCGAAGUGGGUAUCGGCGGCGCUGAUGCUAAGUAUUUCACCCUUACGCGCACGGGAGCCCGGAUCGAGAUGACGCUUGUCGGUUCCCUGGACUGGUCCGAAUUGACUUCCACCGGACCCGGAGGAUACCUUAGUGUGUACAUCCAGGCAACCAAUCCCGGUAGUGACACUGCAACCGCGUUUGUUCUGAUCGACAUCGAGCAAAUCCAGCAGCCACAAUUUGCACAGGCCGCGGUCCAUGGCCACCUCGAGGGUGGAUCGCUCGAGGUAAUCUUCAUCGAUGGAUCCGAGCUGAAGAUUGUGUCCGGAAGUACAGAGCCAGGUUUGCAGUGGAAUCUAGCAGGCGACGACUAUUUACUGUUCGAUGGAUCGUUAAACGAUGAUCUGUUCAAGUUCAGAUUGAAAGAUACCGUCACAGCAGCACAAUUAGGUUCAAGAACUUUGUUCCAGUUUAGUGUUACCCUGAAGAACCCCAACAGUGGCACCGUGGAAGCUAGUGUUAUCGUAAACCGGAAGCUACCGACGCCCUUAUUCACAAAGCCCGUUUACUAUGGAGCGUUCGAUGGAGAUCUCCGCUUAAGCCUCGUCGAUGUAGUAGAAUUAACGGAGGGCAGCUUUACGUUCGGUACCUUAAUCACUGCAGUUGAAACAAACGUGGACUUUUUAGCCGUCGAGCAAAGCGAACGACGUGUGGAGAUGGCACUGACUCGCGCUCUAACGUUGGAUGAUUUCCGAGGGCUUCAGGUGGUGCAUGUUGCACUAGAAGCCCGUAUCAAUGACGAUGUAAAAGGCACCUGUUCGGUACUACUAACCGUUCCGGAGGGAACACCGUGCGUUCCUCUGCCACCGAUAGUGGAUUGCACCAGUUGCUACAACUGUACAACAGGCGGUGUUGAGGACGAUGUCCCCGUAUUUCCAUACGGAAACUUCCGGUACCAGCUUCGGCGAGAUACCCGUGGCCCCAUCGGGUCAGUGACGGCUACAGCAAAGGACCCAUCGGCUAUCGUAGAGCACCAAUUGGAGAUUACGGACGAAUAUCUCAAAACUUUUAUUUCGAUAACUCCCGAGGGAACACUGUCCUUGCUGCAGCCAAUCGUACCAAACGUGUACAGCUUUCUCGUGCAUGCGACGAACACCGUUGCUAGGAAACAGUCCUCAGCAAGCGUGCUCUUAAACGUUCUCAAUGCGUACGAAUGCACGGAGGGCGACAAACAGGUAACGGUGGAUCAGUCCCUUUAUGUGCAGCAUCUCGACGAGGAGCGAGCACACACGACCAUCUUCCCGACCCAGCUAGACACGGCCUGUACCUACGAGCUGCUGAGCGAGCAUCCAACCGGCGUACUACAACCCUAUUUCUACAUCGACACCGAGACGAAUUGGCUCGCUUCGCGAAGUUUCGAUCGGGAGAAUCGCGAACUAUUUGGCGAUAUGAUGGUGCCUCAAUUCCGUCUCCAGUUGCAACUUCGGUGUGACACCGAGCGGCAACAAACGGCGACACGAUCACUCGUUAAGCGGUCCCUCGUUGAGACGGAGUCGAUCAACUAUGCGCCAGACCUAACGGUCAUCAGCAUCAUCGUGGACGAUAUUAACGAUAACGAUCCGGUGUUCGUGCAGCCACCGGAUGCAUCAGGUGGCACGAUACAUCUCGGCUACCCGGAGCCCUCGUUGGCCACCAGGUUGAUGCUGGCACAGUUAACCCGAAUACAGGCGACGGACGUUGACGAAGGGCUGAAUGCCAAAAUCCGGUACAGUUUGGUCGAUUCGGCUGGACACUUUGUAGUCGAUCCGGAGGAGGGCCUAGUUUACCCAACUAGCGACGCUUUGCGCGAAACAAACGAGGUGGAGAUCGUGGCGAUCGCGACAGAUCGUGAUGGUGCCAGCGAUGGGCGUAGCACGAGACUUCCGAUGGUCGUCCAUCGGUUAGCGAGUGAUCAAAUUGCCAUCGUCUCAUACACGUUGAUCGGAGGAACCACGUGGCAGGACUUGGUUGAUCAAAUCAACCGGCAGGAUAACUUUAAGGUUCAACUAUUGCACCAGGCGUACGUUCCUUCGAGUGAGCCUAGUCAAACCGAGAGGAGAAGUGCUCGACAAGCCCUGGAGUCCAGGAGGCCUUUGCGAUUGGUGGUAUACGCCUUUGACAAUAACAACCAACCGAUGGAUACAGACUCUAUUCGAAGCGGCAUUCGGCGGGCAGUCCCAAGUAUUGACGACACGGCAAUAGUUUCUUUCGGUGAGGCCGUAUGCUCCACGGAUCCAAACUAUUGUGCGGACGGUUUAUCGGGUAGCAACGUCGGUCUGAUUGCGUCCACCUCCGUACUAGGAGCGCUAUUCGCAAUCAGUCUGGCUAUCGGCAGUGUGCUAUACGUGCGCUACGUGCGUCCACUGUCGAAGAACGCAAACAGUGAUCCAUCCGACGUCGAACAGCUGGAAAAUGAUUUCGAUCCCAGCCCCCCUUCGACGCCACCGGCGAAAAGGGAACAGGAACCAACCAUCCUGGAGGAGGUUCAGGGACAAGAUCGGAAAAUAUCGAUCAACAUUGCCGGUAUAACCAUGCAAGAAUCCGUGGACGACCAUGGCGAGCCACAUCGGCUAGCGCGUACCUUGACCGACCGGCUAGAGGAAGAGGAUGAGUACGGCGCAUCGUCUAGUGACACUUUCGGAUCAGCGAUUCCUAGUUCGGAGCCGAAAAAUGUGAAAUUUAACGAGGUUGUCGAAAGGAUAGAGGUUCAGGAACACCACAGCGACAACGAAGACAACGAUGACGACGAUGGUGGUGGCGAUGAUGCGAUAUAUGAGGAACGAUUAUGAAAGGGGUUUCGGGAAUGUUUCUUAAAACUUAUGCAAAAAUGUUUAAGUUGAAAAAGAAAACAAAAACCGGUCUUCUCAGUGAACGAUAGAUUUUAACAAAUUGUCCUGUAACAAACUUUAUUCAUAAAAUUAUUUUUAAUAAACUACUCUUGCU